Messenger RNA from Oppiella nova, 698 nucleotides. The record is from the annotation of a GenBank genome assembly. Lineage: Eukaryota; Metazoa; Arthropoda; Arachnida; Sarcoptiformes; Oppiidae.
GAAAAGUUGACUAUAAGUGCGAUAAUAAGCGAAGAGAAAAGUGUCACAUAUUUUGAAGUUUUGUAUUGAUAUUCACACGAGACUUACCACUCGUGUCGACACUUAAUCGGUGUAUGAAUUAAGUUUGACUUCUCAUAAGAUUUGUGGAGUUGUGCGAAAAACACAUCUUCUUAUCUGUCAUUUGAGGAGCAUUUGAGUCGUUAAUAAAAAGAAAAGAAAAAAUGAUUACUUCGGAGAAAAAGACUCAUCAGACGAGUGGUGGUGUUUGGCGUCUACUAACUGGUGGCACCGGUAGUGGUAAUGAGUGGUCAUCACCCAGAGCUGGUCCGACCAUUUGCUGGCAGUUAACGACAGGCCUAUUGUGUUGCUUAGCAUUUGUGGUGUCCGUCGUAUGUCUGAUAAGGACUUUGAGUUUAGAGCAAAAGAUAUGGACUCUUGAAAGCAAUUGUGAAAAAUACGAGACUUUAAUACAUAAACUCAUUGAAAACUAUGAUCUAUUGGCCAUUAAAGCAAUUAAAGACAUUACAGGCAAUUAUGACAUGUCGACCGCCACUGAGGGCACAGGCUUUGCAGAUACUGUUCCCCAACUCGACAUCAAUGCCAUCAUUGAGGAGUCUUUAUUAUCAAUAUUUGUCGUCAAUAAGGAUGAGGGAAAGGGAAGGGAAGCCAAUGGAAAGCAAUACUACACUAAUGAAUGA